Desarmillaria tabescens is the source of this 786-nucleotide messenger RNA. RefSeq lists its product as uncharacterized. Bases 1 to 786 code for a protein of 261 amino acids. Lineage: Eukaryota; Fungi; Basidiomycota; Agaricomycetes; Agaricales; Physalacriaceae. The transcript has a single exon. The record is from RefSeq and is a predicted model, not a curated record.
AUGGCAAAUCUCAUCCGCUGCACGAAAUCUGGCAACGACUGGACGACGAACGAGCUGGCAGCAUACAACAUCUCUAUUACGCCGCAGGACGUCACAGCGUUCUUUGGACUAACAGCCCUUCCUGAGCCCCAUGUACCGGCAGACAUGCUGCAAAAGCUCGAAGCCGACGAUGCAGAUGACCUUGAUGCCUGCCGCACCAUCGCAGCAAUGGACCUUACGAUGAAUCCUGUUCCUGCAGAGGAAACUGCCGUAGAUGAUUUCACCGUCCGUCUUUUCGACAUGCUCGGUUACACAACGCGCGAUAUCUCCCUGCGCACCAGGAAAGACAUCCCACUCGUCAUCUGCGGGGAAUCCAGACGUGCAAAGACAGACGUAUGCCUGUUGAUGAAUAGAUCAGAGAUCAUUCUUCUAGUCCAGGGAGAUAAAAGGAACAAGGACGAGGGUGGAGACCCUGAGGCACAGCUCAUCGCUGAGGCGAUAGCCACUUUCCAGAGCAACAAUAAGAAGCGUGUCUUCGCUGGCGUUCCUGUCCGCGAUGCCUGUCUCAUUCCUGGGAUUGUCAUGACCGGCACAGCUCCUACCUUCUACAAAAUACUGGUUACAAAGAACCUUGCAGAUGCAGUUGCAUUCGGCAUCUUUCCUCCCCACCCUACCGUGGUCCAUCGCCACGUUCCAUCCGUCCCUCGCCCCAUGCGUCGUCUUACCGAAGGAAUGAAGCCCUUGGACAACCGUGCCAUAGUCCUUCGAUGCUUUGAGGGAUUCAAGAAAUUCAUUCCCCCGCAGUAG